GCCAUCAAUGUAUAUUUUUGAGCCACUCCUGGCCGGAAGAAAAUGUCACUAGACGGAGUCCUAGUAACACGAAGGUUGGAAUGUUGUGUAAAUAGGGAGAGAGAAGAAUGGUCUCGCUCAAUCAUCAGUCAGGGAGUCUCACAUCGGUCCGUAGGCGUCAUCAUGGUGUGUGGGCCGGAGCGUUUUUGAGAGACGACCAGUUUGUUUUCAGUCGAUAAGAGGUGUGGGCAUUUACGUUAUUAUGGUGAUGCUUUCGGGGGGAGUGGCGGUGCUCGUGCUACGGAAUAUCGCUAUGGGGACAACCGUCGGCGAUACGCAACGUACAAUUACGAAAUAAGUUUUGAAAAACGGAACGAUAUUACGACGGACGCGUACAAUGUCGAGUACAGGACGAGUAUUUCUCUUACGUCGAUUCGAGUGGGCUCGCAAAUGGACGGCGGUUUUGUUAUGGGUGUUAUACGUGAUCCUAUUGAACCCUACGAGUGCCGACUUGAUAUCGUAUGGUAGCAAGGAUAAUCAGUGUCCCGUCGAGUGUUCGUGCCUUGGGAAUGUAGUCGAUUGCAGUAGCUUACAAUUGAUCGGAGCACCCAGCGGUCUACCACCAUGGACAGAGAUCUUAGAACUAAGAGAGAAUACUAUAGCUAGUUUGGAGUAUGAUGCACUGUUACAUUUAACUAAGCUCAAAGAAUUGGACCUCAGCGCCAAUAAAUUUGGAGAUAAUUUUACGAUUACGCUGUCGCAAAAUACACAAUUACAGGGACUUAAAAUAAAUAAGAAUCAAUUGACACGAGUGCCGGAUUUGAUUUUUGUGAACAACUUAACCCAUCUUGCAUUAGCUCACAACUCAAUCAGCGAUAUAAACGGAAGCGCGUUGUUGAGUUUACAACAGCUUCAAAGUCUGGACCUCAGUGGAAAUAAAAUAAGCACAAUAAAACAUGGAUCUUUCCUUGUUCCUAAUUCUCUUACACAUUUAAAUUUAAAUAUGAAUCACAUAAGAGUAAUUGAAAAUGGAAGUUUGGAUAACUUGACUUCAUUAGAAGAAUUACGUUUGAAUAAAAAUCAACUCACCCAACUCAAAGAUCUCUUUACGAAUUUGAAAAAAUUGCAAAUUUUAGAAAUUAAUAGGAAUGAUAUACAAACGAUACAAGGACUUAGUCUUAGGGGUUUAAAAAACCUUAAAGAAUUACGCUUAAAGAGAAACAAAAUCGAAGUAUUAGACGAUGGCGCGUUCUGGCCGCUCAAAAAUUUGACUGUUCUGCAACUUGACUUUAAUUUGUUAAGUACAGUGAGGAAAGGGGGACUGUUUGGCUUGGAACGUUUAGAGAAAUUAACGUUGUCUCACAAUCGAAUACGAACGAUAGAAGCGCAAGCAUGGGACUUAUGCAAAGAAAUUAUAGAAUUAGAUCUCUCGCACAAUGAAAUAACUUCCAUAGAACGAGGCACGUUCGAUUUUUUAGAAAAAUUGGAAAAGCUCAAAAUGGAUCACAAUCAAAUUACGUAUAUUUCAGAUGGAGCGUUCAGUUCAACACCCAAUUUACAGAUAUUGGAACUCAACUCUAAUAAACUUUGGUAUAUGGUGGAAGAUAAUAACGGCGCUUUCGGUCCACUGGGACAAUUGUGGAAGCUAGGUCUAGCGCACAAUAGAAUAAAAUCGGUGAAUAAAAAAGCGUUUACCGGAUUGAACAGCGUAACCGAACUAGAUUUAACUGGUAACAAUGUAACGAGUAUUCAGGAAAAUGCGUUCGUUUCGAUGACCAGUUUAACUAAACUUAGAAUGAACUCGAGGGCCUUAGUUUGCGAUUGCGGAUUGCAGUGGCUAAGUAUGUGGUUGCGGGAUCACAGAUACAGCGACGCGGAAGUGUAUUGUGGGUAUCCGCAUUGGUUGCAGGGUAUGUCGUUGACGCAGCUCCAUCAUAAAAACUUCACGUGCGAUGAAUAUCCUAAACCGAGAAUCAUCGAGGAACCCAAAAGUCAGAUGGGUAUUAAAGGAGACAAUGUAACGAUGACUUGCCGUGCGACAAGUACCGCCAAUGCACCGUUGCAAUUCACGUGGAAGCAUGACAACGUUGAAAUGGAAAGCGGCAACGUACAAAUAAAUACAGACUCGAAGGAGAGCAGCGGUGUAACAGAGGCUUUCUCUGUUUUACAUCUUACCAACGUUACGCACGACGAUGCUGGAAGAUAUCAAUGCAUGGUCACGAACAAUUACGGAACAACGUAUUCCGGGAAAGCGAAGAUAAGCAUUUUAAUUUAUCCAUCCUUCUCGAAAAUUCCCCAUGACAUACGCGUGACCGCUGGAAGCACUGCUCGUCUUGAAUGCUCUGCGGAUGGGCAUCCGUCACCACAAAUAGCAUGGCAAAAGGAUGGCGGGAACGACUUCCCAGCAGCACGGGAAAGAAGAAUGCACAUGAUGCCUACCGACGAUGUAUUGUUCAUCGUAGAUGUCAAAACCGCCGAUAGCGGCAUUUACUCUUGUACUGCGCAAAAUCUCGCAGGCCUUAUCAUUGCAAAUGCUACUCUAACUAUAUUAGAAACGCCGUCAUUCGUGAAGCCGAUGGAGAAUAAAGAAAUCAUGGUUGGUGGUUCGAUCGUGUUGGAGUGCAUGGCGAGCGGCAUGCCUAGACCAAAGUUAGCUUGGCGCAAAAACGGAAAUCCUCUACAGGCCACCGAGCGUCACUUCUUUACCGCCGAAGACCAAUUGUUGAUCAUUGUCAACACUAUCACUAGUGACGCUGGCGACUACGAAUGCGAAAUGAGCAACUCUUUGGGCAGCGUCGUUGGUGCGUCCCAUCUCACGGUGAAACCAGCUCCUACUUCUAGUCCUGCCGCAGUAAACGAAGACGACAUACUGGGUUUAAUAAUAAUCACCGUGGUAUGUUGCGCCGUUGGUACGUCCAUAGUGUGGGUGGUUAUAAUUUACCAGACAAGAAGGCGCUUGAACGUGGUCGUGCAAAAUGGAAACCCUCAACCGUCGACGGCCAUCGUGACUGUAGUGUCAGACACGCAAACACAUUUGUAUAUGGAGACGAGUUCGCAGCAUAGCAAAGACAGCGGGACGGGGGACAGUACUAAUCCUAGUAACGAUCAGUUACAACUAUGUUUACCUGAGGAGAUUGUUACCUGUUCUGUGACUAACGAAGAAGAAACGGGAGCUGUAAACGUUGUGGCUCCAUUGCUGCGUUACACGAACCACGAGCGGCAUGUGCGCGUGAACGACGACUGUGCGGUUUGAAACCAGUGAGGAUCUCCGGCGAGCAAAUACGUCACGUUUCUGAAACGAGUAUUUACGUUAAUAUGUUUUGAAACAAAAGGAUUCUAAUAUGAUCGUCGCGACGGAUCAAGGACAUGGAAGGAUCGGUCGUUCGACGAUCCGUUUAUGUUUCGUGGGUGAUGCAUCAUCGACAAACCGAACAAUUUCUCGGUCAUCGCGCAACAAAGUAUUUAUUACCAUACUUACAAUUCAUUCUAUUCGCGUAACUGCACGAAUAUCGGUAAGUACAAGUGAUAGCGAGAAAAGCACGUCUCAUUGUCGUAUUUAUUAUCGAAACGAGCGUCACGCGAGCGCCAGGCGUGGAGAGGCGUAAAAAUGAAAGUACUAAUGACGUAUGAUUUGUAAAUAAUUAGGAUUAAGAAAUUUCGUCGUAAUUUUUACUCGGUGUCGUUGAGAGGAAAAAUCAUGCGACCGCGACCGAUAAUAUCGGGAUAUAUACCGUAAGACGCAAGAGCCACUUAUUAUUAUAGACCAGUCUUUUGUGAUAGAUAUUUAUUUUAGGAUUACGUGAACUAUUAGAUGGUUAUAUUCAUAAUGCCCGAUGAUGUAACUUUGUCUAAAAAAAAAGAGAGAAAAGAAAUAAGAUAAAGAUGGAACGAAAAAGAGAAACACGUACACACACCCUCUGCGCACACGUUUAUUAUACAUAUUUCAAUCGAAACACAUACAGUGACACAUACAGACACAUAACAUUUAUGUAUAUAUGUAUGUACAUUUGUUUGCACCAAAGUGCUGGUAAUAGACACUUCGCGAUUUGUCUUCCCCUUUAUUUUUUAUUCAUAGCCGGUUUAUUAAUGCCAUUUUAGACGAGUGCUCCGAGGUAAUUUUAAUUCGUCGAAGACGACUGCUCAUUUUUACCGAUAGGUAUAUCGAUACCUGCCUAAUUUAAAGUACGCGCCUAACUAUAUUAUCCGCUUCAAUCAACGACUUUCCCUUUAGUAUUAUAUUUACUAAACUUUUAAGUAUGUAGCGCUCGUAUUUUGCGAGGUGUAGCGUAUUAAUGCCUUGGUCAGAUUCGCGGGCGUCGUUCACACGACGCUUGACUUCUCGAUCGAGAAUGAAUCCAUUGAGAUGCUUUCAAUGUUGGACUAAAUCCACAAUAAUGACAAUUCAUAAUUGUGAGCGAUUAUUACAACGGUAAUCAAUGUCCAACUCAGAUCGAGAAGUUGGUAUCGAUGAGUUCGAUGAGAUUGAGUUCUGAUCAUCGUGUCCGUUUAGUAUUUUGUGCGUGUAGAAGCGUAAAAAUGAGACCAAUCAUGGAUGAAGACAUUGUAGAUCUCUGAGCUAUAGACAUUGGGAAGGCCACCAGUAAUAUUUUUAAAAGGAAAAGAAAAGUUUCAGAAUUCAGUAUUCUUCUGGCGGUAACCAUCUUAAUGUGCAAAAAUUUGCUUCGGUCAAUUUAAUGGAAAGAAAUUCCUCCAAAACAUUGUUCAAUUUUAAGUUACUCUUCUAAUGGAGGUACCUGACUUGUAGCCCCCGAUCUCAUGGUCUUCAUUCGGUCCAGAAAUGCGCAUCUCGAUGGAAAAUUCGCAUGUGUCGUGGUGUUUUUGUACUUUUCCGCGAACUCUUGGGUACAGAAGAAGAUACAAGGUUUUUUUCAGUGUACGUACGAGUAAAAGAUCAUAACGCGGUUACACUUAAUUGUUAAGCGAGAGAUAGAACGGUGAUCGCUCUGUUCUGAGACUUUUUUCUGUAACGGGUAUUGUUUCUGUGACUUUCGAAUUAAUUUGUGAUAUUUUUGCCAGUGUAUAUAGACGAACACGUGUCGCGGACGAACAUUGAACGGGGAAGCACAAAAUCUCUGAGCUCGAAAAAAAAAGAAACGUCUCACGCUUGAGAGAGGUCGUGGUCAGAGUACGGCGACCGAACGAAAGCGACAAUUGUAUCACUGCCAACUAACAAUGAACGAGCAACGUUAAACAAAAGUACACUUUGCACAUACAUCGAUAUAUUUUUCUAGACCUUGUACUUCGAGAGAACCGAAGGGCGGCGUGAAAUUUAGCAUGGAAAGUGGCUAACAGAAUAUUGUCAUGAUCGCCUAAUUGUUUAGAGCCAACGUUCCCUAAAUUACUUGGUUAAGCACAGAUAAUGAAACCAAAAUGCCUUAAAUGCAAACAAAAAUUGUUGCUCUGUAUGUGAACUAAAUUAAUCCAUUCGAGGAAAGGUGUUAAUUGUGUAGAGUUGUAUUUUGAAGUUAAUUUCAACGUUUAGAUCCAGAGGGGGGAAAUACUGAUUCGAAUGAUAUAUGACGAAGAGGAACAUCGUUUAGUGAUUUAUUUGCUACGUUGAACUCCGAUUAAAUUUUAUUUGAUAUUUGUAUAUGGACAAACUUUUAUCCAUCUCUGGUUUUGACUGUUUGAGAAUCAAUUUUGAAGAAGAAGAAAAUACAUAGAUAUAACGUGAUCAUGUAGGUUCUAUAGUAUAACUAAGAACAAUCAAUAGGUGAUGAACGUUCUUAAGGUACAAUAUUCAACUUACAUCACAUAAAAAGUAAAAUGAUAUAUAAAAGAAAUUAUUUUAUUAUUUAUUUUUUAUAAUGUAAGUUUGUUGUCAUUGAUUAUUCUUAAGUGUCGUAGUGCAACUUACAUUGUCACGAUCUAUUUGUGUACUUCUUUCUUUUCCAAUGCUUUCUCAACAAGAGGAUCUUAUUAAUGAAACUUAAAUUUUGACGUACAUCUUUAGAUGACUAACGACUUUCUCCGUGCCGAUUAAUUUACGAAACGCUUUAGGAUUUGCUAUACAUCGUUAAAACAAUUUCGCAGUCGAUCAACAUUUUUCUUCAUCGAUGUUACUCGACGAAAUCGCGUACGAACGUUUUCAGGGAUGUGAGUGGUAAUUAAUCUCUUGUACUAAACCCUCGUUCUUUUUAUUUUUUAAUUCGUGCAGAAUGUUGGUCGAACGACACAAAAACUUUAGACUGUGUAUCGAUCGAGUGGGCAAACCGAACGAUUGUGCAGACUUACCAAUGAUAAGUAUUAAAUUGUAUUGCCAAUAAAUAGAGGAUCUAUCGCGAAAACGUUAAUCAGCUCGUGCCCGUGUGAUACACCAAAUAAGGUAUCCCCGUUUAAUUCAGUAUUUUUCCUUGUUGUUACAUGGUAUUGUAAACAAAAUACAAGUAAUAUAAUCAACCCGA
Messenger RNA from Hylaeus volcanicus, 6404 nucleotides. RefSeq names its product leucine-rich repeats and immunoglobulin-like domains protein 3. Lineage: Eukaryota; Metazoa; Arthropoda; Insecta; Hymenoptera; Colletidae. Gene Ontology annotation, molecular function: protein binding. The transcript is spliced from 14 exons. Gene Ontology annotation, cellular component: extracellular matrix. The coding region runs from base 377 to 3232 and encodes 951 amino acids. The record is from RefSeq and is a predicted model, not a curated record.